AUGGCUGCUACGCCCAGCAACACAAAGGACGUCGGGGGUAACCAACGUUCAGCAUGCGAUUAUUGUCGACAUCACAAGCUGAGGUGUAUUCGCAUUCCAGGAGAACAGCGCUGUCAACGAUGCGUAAAGACCAAUUCGGAAUGUUGUACAGGCGCAACCCUGAGAUCCGGUAGACCAUCGCGCCCACGACCUACCGGCCCGUCCUCGAACUCGCCAGCGUCCCAGGCGAUUUGGCAGCCCCAACCACCCCAGGAACUACCGACGCCACCAAACACCGACUUUGAAGCCUUGUUGGAUGGUUACUCUGGAGAUUUCACGGCUCAAGUUCAAGUUGCGAACGAGACUGUUCAGCAUCCGAUCGAUCUCGGCAAUGUGAGCUUUGGUGACGAGACGUUGGGAGUCCAAGGGUUUGAAGCUGGGGCUACGUCUGCAAAUUUACCUUCUGCUUUUCUCAGGCGAUUUGAAGCAUCGCGAAAACUGGCAAACCUCCAGAGUGAAAUGCACGGUUUAUUGGAAUUCGUCAAACUUUGUAAAACGGCUGAUAAAUGUUCAACCUUGAACGACGUUUCAUCCACCGACCAGCUGGAUACAACCAUGAUUGGGCAGAUGCUGCAACAGUCUACAGCUUUGCUUGAUAUCUUGAACUGCUUCCGACCGUUUUCACCUAGUGGUGCAUCAGAUAUACCGCUUGACCUACCAGUAUGUGAAGUACCAACGAUGACUUCGUUGCUGUCAUGUUACAUUGGCCUCAUUCGCAUCCUCCGAACCGUCUUCUCCACGAUCUACGACUCAAUGCCUUUCCUAGACUCUAUCCAACAGCAAGAAAUGAAUCUGUGCUCGGUCAUUGAAAUCGGUGGAUUCAGGCUCCAGAGCGAGCCCUCUGCACAGAUACUGUUCUUGGUUGAAGUGAGCGAGAGUCUUUUGUCAAAGAUUCAGCGGAAGUUUGGGAUCCAUGAAACUCAAGAAUCCGUUCAUGAGUCCAUCUUUAAUCCGGCGCAGGCAACAAAGAUGCUGCACGUCAUGGUCGAGGCUGAGGAGUCCGAACAGCCAGGAAUGGAAGAUAUGCGAGGUCCUUGUGCUCCUCUCAAUACGAUCUUUGCUGAUUUGAAACGGACAAUUCGGAAGGAGACAUUUGAAUCAAGGUUAUCUUGA
Molecule: messenger RNA, 1152 nt
Organism: Exophiala mesophila
Lineage: Eukaryota; Fungi; Ascomycota; Eurotiomycetes; Chaetothyriales; Herpotrichiellaceae
Exons: 1
Coding region: 1-1152 (383 amino acids)
Biological process (GO): regulation of DNA-templated transcription
Molecular function (GO): zinc ion binding; DNA-binding transcription factor activity, RNA polymerase II-specific
Source: RefSeq, a predicted model, not a curated record